This is a messenger RNA of Neomonachus schauinslandi (Hawaiian monk seal), 1056 nucleotides long. It is a transcript of the gene NECAB1, whose product is annotated as N-terminal EF-hand calcium binding protein 1. NCBI's taxonomy places the organism in Eukaryota, Metazoa, Chordata, Mammalia, Carnivora, Phocidae. The transcript is spliced from 13 exons. Gene Ontology annotation, cellular component: cytoplasm. Gene Ontology annotation, molecular function: calcium ion binding. Gene Ontology annotation, biological process: regulation of amyloid precursor protein biosynthetic process. Bases 1 to 1056 code for a protein of 351 amino acids. The record is from RefSeq and is a predicted model, not a curated record.
AUGGAGGACUCCCGGGAGACGUCGCCCUCCUCCAACAACUCCUCCGAAGAGCUCAGCUCUGCCCUGCAGCUGUCCAAGGGCAUGUCGAUCUUCCUCGACAUACUGAGGAGAGCAGAUAAAAAUGAUGAUGGAAAAUUGUCCUUUGAAGAAUUCAAAGCAUAUUUUGCAGAUGGUGUUCUGAGUGGAGAAGAAUUACAUGAGCUCUUCCAUACCAUUGAUACACAUAAUACCAACAAUCUUGACACAGAAGAACUCUGUGAAUAUUUUUCCCAGCACUUGGGCGAAUAUGAGAAUGUGCUAGCAGCACUUGAAGACCUAAAUCUUUCCAUCCUGAAGGCAAUGGGCAAAACAAAAAAGGACUACCAAGAGGCCUCCAAUUUGGAACAAUUUGUAACUCGAUUUUUAUUGAAGGAGACCUUGAAUCAGCUGCAGUCUCUCCAGAAUUCUCUGGAAUGUGCCAUGGAAACUACUGAGGAGCAAACCCGUCAAGAAAGGCAAGGGCCGACCAAGCCAGAAGUCCUGUUGAUUCAGUGGCCUGGAAAGCGAUCAAGUCGCCGAGUGCAGAGACACAACAGCUUCUCACCUAAAAGCCCUCAGUUUAGUGCCUGUGGUCCAGGCUUAUUAGAAGAAGAUAACCAGUGGAUGACCCAGAUCAAUAGACUCCAGAAAUUAAUUGAUCGACUGGAAAAGAAGGAUCUCAAACUUGAACCACAGGAAGAAGAAGUUAUUGAAGGGAAUACUAAAUCUCACAUCAUGCUUGUCCAGCGUCAAAUGUCUGUGAUAGAAGAGGACUUGGAAGAGUUCCAGCUUGCUCUGAAGCACUAUGUGGAGAGCGCUUCCUCCCAGAGUGGAUGUUUGCGUAUUUCCAUACAGAAGCUUUCCAAUGAAUCUCGGUACAUAAUUUAUGAGUUUUGGGAGAACAGCAGUGUGUGGAAUAGCCACCUUCAGACGAAUUAUAGCAAGACAUUCCAAAGAAGCAACGUGGAUUUCUUGGAAACUCCAGAACUCACAUCUACUAUGCUAGUUCCUGCUUCAUGGUGGAUCCUGAACAACUAG